CAUUACUCUAAAUCUUUUACUUCUAAUUAAUGGGUCUUUAGGAAUUCCGGAAAGUCAGAUGACAUCGGACAGGUGGAUAAAAGCCCAACCGUCCAGUGAAAGACAGAGAAGUAACAGAAACCGCUCCAACCUACACUGAGGAGAAAAUACAGCUCACCAUGGCCUCUGGAAACACCAUGAUGGACCCCAUCUGUCUGGUGGAAAAUCAGAAUAAUCAGCUGACAGUAAAUCCAAAAGCACUGGAGAUUCUAGACAAGAUCUCUCAGCCUGUGGUGGUGGUGGCCAUUGCAGGUGUGUACCGGACAGGAAAAUCCUACCUGAUGAACCGCCUGGCAGGACAGAACCAUGGUUUCCGUCUGGGCUCCACAGUGAGGUCAGAAACCAAGGGCAUCUGGAUGUGGUGUGUGGCCCACCCCUUUAAUCCCAACCACACUCUGGUCCUUCUGGAUACUGAGGGCCUGGGUGAUGUGGAAAAGGGUGACUCAAAAAAUGACUCAUGGCUCUUUGCCCUGGCCGUGCUUCUGAGCAGCAUGUUUGUCUACAACAGCAUGAGCAGCAUCAACCACCAGGCCCUGGAGCAGCUGCACUAUGUGACUGAACUAACAAAGUUAAUCAGGACAAAGUCCUCUCCCAUCUCUGCUGAAGUAGAUGACUCAGCCGAGUUUGUGAGCUUCUUCCCAGACUUUGUCUGGGUUGUACGGGAUUUCAUGCUGGAGCUGAAGUUAGAUGGACGCACCAUCACUGAAGAUGAGUACCUGGAGAAUGCCUUGGAGUUGGUUCCAGGCAACGAUCCCAAAAUCCAGAAGUCCAACAUGCCUAGAGAGAAUAUCAGGAUGUUCUUUCUAAGGCGAAAAUGCUUUGUCUUUGACCGGCCUACAACUGACAGAAAAUUAUUACUCCAUAUGGAGGAGGUUUCAGAAAACCAACUAGAAUGCAGUUUCCUGGAGCAAUCCAAAAAUUUCUGUCAGUAUAUCUUUACACAUGCAAAAACCAAGACCCUCAGAGAGGGAAUCAUUGUCACUGGAAAUCGGCUGGGGACUUUGGCAAAGGCCUAUGUGGACGCCAUCAACAGUGGAGCAGUGCCUUGUUUGGAAACUGCAGUGAUAACUCUUGCUGAGCGUGAGAAUUCAGCAGCCAUGCAGAAGGCAGCCGACCACUACAGCGAGCAGAUGGCCCAGAGAGUGAGCUUCCCCACAGACACGCUGCAGGAGCUGCUGGACCUGCAUGCAGCUUGUGAGAAGGAAGCCCUUGCAAUCUUCAUGGAGCAUUCCUUCAAGGAUGACAAGUGUGAGUUCCAAAAGAAGCUUACGGGCACCAUAGAGAAAAAGAAGAAAGAUUUCUUGCUGCAGAAUGAAGAGGCAUCUGCCAAAUAUUGCCAGGCUCAGCUUAACCAGCUUUCAGAGCCACUGAUGGAAAACAUUUUGAGAGGAACUUUCUCUGUGCCAGGAGGAUACAAUCUCUACGUAAAAGAAAUGGACAAGGUUGAACAUUUCUAUAACCUGAUACCCAGGAAAGGAGUGAAGGCAAAGGAGGCACUCCAGAACUUCCUGCAGUCACAGACUCCAACCAAGGAAUCCAUUUUCCAGGCUGACAAAGCCAUCAGUGCUUGCGAGAAGGCUCUUGCAGCUGAGCAGGCCAACAAGCAGGCAGUGGAAAAGGAACAGCAGCUGGUAAGACAGAUACAAAAAAUGGAGGAUCAAGAAAAAAUCUCUCAGGAAAUCUUAGUCCAGGUGAAGACGACAAAGGCAGAAAUAGAAAGCCAACUGAAAAAUCAGAAAAGAAUGCUGAAGCAAAAUAUGGAGAAGUUGGAAGAAAUAAAUGAAAAGGUAAAUAAACUAACAGAAGAUUUAAAAAAACAUGAAAACAACUCUUCAAUAAUGUCAAAUUUAUCAACGCUGGCAAACCCUUCAGUAAUUACAGCACUACUUGAGCUCAUCAAAAGUGAUUAAGCUCCUUUAAGGAACCUGGUGAGAAUUUUUCGAACUGGACAGUCUUUGUGCUCUGGAUUUCUCAAACUUCUCUCCCAUGAUAAUCACCCAGCAAUGAAGCCACCAUCUUUGUCUCACAGUGAAAUUCCAAUGUUUAAAAUGAUUAACAAAGAGAAUAUAUUUGCCAAUGAUACAUCUGAAAAGGGGUUAAUAUCCAAAACCUAUAAAGAAUUAUACAACUCAACACCAAAAAACAAACAAUGGACUAAGGACCUGAAUAGACAUUUUUCCAAAGAGGACAUACAGAUGGCCAAUGGACAUAUGAAAAUAUUUUCAACAUCACUAGUCAUCAGAGAAAUGCAAAUUAAAACCAUAGUGAGAUAUCACCUCAUACCUUUUUGAAAAAAUCUAUCAUUAAUAAAUAAACAUGGGGGGAAAGGAGGACCUAUAUAAUACUUUCAACAAUAAAGAUUUUUCAAAAAGUUAAUGACAUUAAAAUAAACAAAUAAAAAAACAAGCAAAAUGAGAUUCAGAAUGAUGGUUGCUCUUGGGG
Molecule: messenger RNA, 2481 nt
Organism: Myotis daubentonii (Daubenton's bat)
Lineage: Eukaryota; Metazoa; Chordata; Mammalia; Chiroptera; Vespertilionidae
Product: guanylate-binding protein 4-like
Exons: 12
Coding region: 159-1949 (596 amino acids)
Molecular function (GO): GTP binding; GTPase activity
Source: RefSeq, a predicted model, not a curated record